CAUCAAAGCAUCCAAACGUUGACAGAAUAAGCUUUGUCUCCUGAAGACUUGUGUGCCCCAAGUCUCUGUGCGUCACUCAUUACUGCCGCCUCGCAGAUUUUGUGUAACAUCACUUCUAUCUGGGCUACUUGCGCCAGCUCUUAAGUUGCUCUCCUUGUGUUUCACUUCUAUAUUUGGCCAUAAUUAGGCUUUCGGAGAUCUUCCAGGAGUGCACGAUGGAGCGCUGACCGAGUACACUCUCCCAGUUUCCUCAACCAGUGGUAAGAGCAAAGGCCAGCAGAUAUGGACGAGAUUGCUCUUCAAGAAGAUGAUCAAAGAGACUUCAGCUGGUCACGACACUAUCCUGGCGACGAGGGCUACAUAGAUACAAAAGUUGUGCCAGGCAGCAGUGGGGUGAAAGGCCCUGAGGACCGGGUGGGUGCAGCGACCAAACCAGCAGAGCAGACUGUGAAGCAGCCGGCGGAAGCUGUCGACGAGCCGGCGCCGUUCCUAGAGCACGCGGAGCUUCCAGGCAGCUACCAGCGGGCGCACCCGCCCAUACGCCCGGAUCAGCCGAGCCCGGAGCCCUCGGCCGCGGCACCCAGGCCCCCCGCUGCAGUCCCCUCGCCGCCACAGCUGCCCGCCGAGGACCCUUCUCCGCCAAAGCCGGCCGCGCCCGUCGCCGCAGCCGCUGCCAUUCCCCCGGCAGCGACCUCCAACGGAGGGAGUCACGGCAACGGGGCCGCCGCCGCCGCGGGCACCCGGCCGGCCGGCGGUGGUGGCGGUGCGGCCGCAGCGCAGGUGCCGAGCAGCGCACCGGCAGAUGACGAUGGCAGCGGCACGGACACGGAUGAGGAUGGGGAGCUGAUUGCGAAAGCGCGGCAGAAGGCGCUGCUCGAGCGGCAGCGCGCGGCCGUUGCCAAGAAGAGGGGGCCCGGCACAGGCAAGCCGCGGGCAGGGGGCGGCAUAACGCUGAAGCUGCUGAUAGAUGAGGACAUCUUGCAGCCUGGGGACAAUAUUUUGAGCGUGGAGUACAAGAGCUCCAUGACCUAUGCCAGCCUGGAGCAUGACGGUCGCAUCAGCUGCUUUGUGCAAGGGCAGCACUUGACGUUUGAGUCGCCGAGCGCGUUCAGCAUUUACCUGAAGCGCCUCGUCAACCCGGCGCGCAAGGCGGAUGACGGCUGGAAGACCGUCAAGUGCAACGGCCGCUUCCUGGAGCAGUACAAGCUCGAACUUGCGCGGCGGCGCUUCGGCAAACCUGAGGAAGACAGCGCUGGCGCUUCUGGUGAGGGCCCUCCAGAGGUGAAGAGGCCGCGGCUGGCGGUGAACGGCGGCUCUGAGAGUAAUUUGGGCCGGUCAACCUCGAGCAUGCAGCAGCAGUCCCCCAGGUCCCCCAGAGUACCCACCAAUGGGUACUCCGCAGAGCACAAUGAGUACCUCAAGAGCAGGCCCAAACGACAGAUCAAGGCGCCGGCGCGCAACAACUCAUACGAGGAGGAGCACCAGAUGGUGCCAUGCAUGCCGUACAAGGGGCCCAUCUGCGGAGGCGGCCCCUCCUGCCAGCCAUUCCGCGUGGUCGUGGCCCCCGCCGCGAACCUCAUGAUGGAUUUCCACGCGCACCUCUGCACCAGCGAGGUCAUCGGCAUCCUUGGUGGCAUCUGGGACCCCAAAUCCCAAGUCGUCAGGGUUACGCGAGCGCUGCCGGUACAGGAGAUUGCCAUAGAAGACGGCUCCAUCAACGUGGAGAUGGACCCCGAAGACCAGUUCCGCGCCGUGCAGAGCCUCACCGCAGAAGGCCUCAAGUGUGUGGGCUGGUACCACUCGCACCCGACCUUCCCGGCGCAGCCGUCCAUCAUCGACAUCAAGAACCAGGUCGCGCAGCAGCGGCAGUACCGCACCGAGGACGGCGCAGAGACCUACCUGGCCGCCAUUGUGGCGCCGUACGAUGACCAGCUGCCCGGGAACGCCUCCCAACUGACCUGGUUCCACGUCGCCUAUGAGCCCGGCCGCGCCCCUGAUGUCGAUCAGGACCCCCUCCAAGCCGGCGCGCGGCCCAUGGCGUUGCAGUGGGACACGGAUGACGAGGCGGCCACGCUGAUGCCCCUGCAGAACGAGAUGCAGACCCUGCUUCAGCGAUACGCGCCGUUGGAGAUUCGCGCGGAGAUGGAUCGCGAGUGGCGGAACGGGCAGAAGCGCAGCGACAAGUUGCGGCGCAGCCUGGCAUCACACAUCCCCAAGUCCUGGCCGCCAGAGAUGACCAGCCUCUUCCUCAACAGGCUCUCUGACGCUGUAAGCACCGCCUUCAAUGAGGCCUCCCCUCCCACCAAGGGCGUGUUGGGGUGGGUGCAGAAGGCAGCGGCAGAUGACGAUGUGGAGAUCUCUGAAUUGACAGAGGACGACCCUGCAGUGGCCAAGGCGUCUGAUGCUGGCGAGUUGCAAAUGGUGCGGGAGCAGCUGGGUCGGAUGGAUCUGAGGCGACCCAAUGACACACUUGCUGGUCCUUGA
This is a messenger RNA of Coccomyxa subellipsoidea C-169, 2484 nucleotides long. RefSeq lists its product as hypothetical. Gene Ontology annotation, cellular component: BRCA1-A complex; BRISC complex. Gene Ontology annotation, biological process: double-strand break repair. NCBI's taxonomy places the organism in Eukaryota, Viridiplantae, Chlorophyta, Trebouxiophyceae, Coccomyxaceae. The record is from RefSeq and is a predicted model, not a curated record. Bases 283 to 2484 code for a protein of 733 amino acids. Gene Ontology annotation, molecular function: metallopeptidase activity; polyubiquitin modification-dependent protein binding. The transcript is spliced from 14 exons.